AUGAAUAAGACCUUCGUUUUAGCAGUACUAGCCAUUGGUGUCUGGGGAAGUCCUGGUUCUGCCGAUUCCGACCCUUGGAUCCUUUCUACGAAGCAGUUCAUUGCAAAUCGUUAUCAAAACUCCCCCUACGUUACCAAUGGAUACUUUGGCCAGCGACUGCCGGCUGAAGGCGUUGGAUAUUGGACAUAUCGAGAUGAUUCCACUGGCGGCUUCGUGUUAAAUUCGUGGCCGCUGGAUCAACCAAGAGCCACAUUUGGAACUAUUUCUGGAUUUUGGGAUGUUCAGCAGAAUAUCACGCACACCCUCGUCCCAGACAAUCUGAAACGGGGAGGCGAAUCUGUUAUCAGCGGUAUUCCGGACUGGACUGGUCUUACGGUUACAGCGCAGGACGGCCAGACGUAUGAACCCGGAGUCGAUCCUUCUACCAUUAAGUCUUUCUAUCAGUCAUUUUCAGUCCAAAACGGAAUUGUUCAGACCAACAUUACGUGGAAUCCGGUAGGGCAUAACACCACCUACCAGCUGAACUACACUGUCCUUGCGCACCGAAGUCGGCUCAACCUGGGGAUUGUUCGCUUAGAUCUCUCGGUCAGCCAGGAUACAAAGCUAAAGAUAACCGAUAUCUUGGACGGGGCGGGCGCUGUACGGGCCGACUUUCAUAAGAAAUUGUUCGACGAAGACGCUACGAUUUGGACGAGUGUGAAGCCCUCAGGAAUCGACUAUUGCACGGCAUAUACUGUCUCCACAGUCAAAUUCGAAAGUGCAAAUCCCAACUCUGUAAGCGGAUCUAGCACGAGGCACAAUGGUGAGGGGUAUCCCUGGGUCUCCACCAACUCGAGCACCGUGGCGAGCACUUGGGACUGGGAUCUGACGCGGGGGGAAUCCUUGACCGUGUACAAGUUUGUAGGAAUCGGCUCCACAGCAGCCUUUCCCAGAGACACGCUGGCACGUACGAAGAACGUGGCGAUCUCGGCAAGAUCUGCUGAGUGGCAUGAUCUGAUAUCUGAGCACACAGAGAAAUGGGACGCGGUCUGGAACGACGGGGACAUUGUGAUCAGAGGCAACAAAGACUUGCAAGUCCGCACGCGAGCAUCACUAUUCCACAUUCUCGCCGGCCUUCUCCCCGAGGACUCUGGAUUCGCUAAUUCAAUUUCCGUCGGCGGGCUCUCUAGCGAUUCUUACGCUGGAUUAGUAUUCUGGGACGCAGAUACGUGGGUGUACCCUUCGGUACUCUCUCUGUACCCACAGUAUGCCGCGAGCAUCAACAAUUACCGUGCGCUUCUCCUGGAUCAGGCUGUUGAGAAUGCCCAGUACUACAACUUUUCCGGGGCGCUGUAUCCGUGGACCAGUGGCCGAUUUGGUAACUGUACGGGCACCGGGGCGUGCAAGGGCUACCAGUACCACAUCAACUCUGAUAUCGCAUUAGCUCAUUGGCAAUACUUUCAGCAGACAAAUGACCUGAACUGGCUUGCUAAACAAGGAUGGCCGGUGAUCAAAAAAGUUGCUGAUAUGUUUGCUGCAUAUGUAUUUCACAACACUUCUACCGGACAAUACGAAACCAUUCAAUUGGGAGAGCCGGAUGAAUUUGCAUACAACAUUAACAAUGGCGCAUUCACCGGGGUAUCCAUCAAGCAGCUGCUUGGCGACUGGGCCCCAUCGGCUGCUGGCCGCCUAAAUUUACCAGUCCCUCAAAACUGGUCUCGUAUUGCGGAGAACAUGUACAUCCCGUAUGAGGAGAAGGAAAAAAUCAUCGUCGAGUUUUCCGGGAUGGAUGGCACGUGGCGUGUCAAACAAGCCAGCGUAGGCUUGAUCAACUACCCGCUCCAAUUUCAGCUGAGUGAUGCACAAGCACGAAAUGACGUUGCAUAUUACUCCUCAAUUAACACAGCAGAUGGGCCAGCGAUGACAUGGUCCAUCUAUGCAAUCUCUGAAGCCCAGCUGCAGCAGAAGGGAUGUGCCUCAUAUACCUUCAUGCAGCGCUCAUCGGAGUCAUACAUUCGGCAACCCUUUUACCAAUUCAGCGAGACAAUGUUAGAUUCAGAGCCUGAAGGGGUGGAUAACCCCGCGUUCAUCUUUGGACUUAAUCCAGCGUUUCCCUUUCUUACUGGGGCUGGCGGCUACUUGCAAUACUUCACUCAUGGCCUUACCGGGAUGCGCCCAAACGCAGAAGCAUUCUAUCUUGACCCAACUCUACCACCUCAGAUUCCAGGCGGCGUUCAGAUCAAGGGCAUGAAAUGGCAGAAUGCAUCGUUUGAUGUCACGAUCGAGAUGGAAACCACUACAAUCACUCGACGUAACACAUCCUCAAGGGCAGAAAAAUAUGUAAAACUACGCAUACUUGGCGGAAACCCAGAUGUAAAAGAAUAUCGCCUGGCUCGAGGGGAGUCGAUUGUCGUCCCAACGAGACGACCUGAUAUCAGCCAUGCCAAAGAGGAUCUGGCCUUGUGUCAGCCGGUAGCCUCUGAUUCCGACUGGGCCGCUGGAAAUUAUCCGUAUGCGGUAGUCGACGGCGCGAAUUCGACCGUGUGGCAGCCAUCCAGCCCCCAAAAGGCCUCGGUCACGGUUGAGCUGCAGGGCAACAAGCCACGCGAUGUUUCAAAAGUUGUCCUCAACUGGGGUGGUGUGCCACCUUCUAGUUUUAGCUUACAUGGGAGCGAAGCGGCGGAAAAGGAUUUCCAAGAGCUGCACCCCACGCACAAGGUGGAGAUAUCAGCACCAUACAAUCCCCAGGAAUCACGAGCCAUUCGAAUACGCGAAGGAAACAUAACCGUAGUGGAGCUUCACAAGUCAGCACUGGUUCGGUUCUUGAGGCUAUCCAUUGAGGGGUCUUCCGUUGCCGACGGCCUUGGGGCGACGGUGGCUGAGAUGCAAGUUGUUGGCACUCAGGACCCAGACAGCUACUGUGGGAAGAAUAUGGGAAAUGAGUUUUCGUUUCCUAUUGGUAGACUAUAA
This is a messenger RNA of Trichoderma atroviride IMI 206040, 2949 nucleotides long. The record is from RefSeq and is a predicted model, not a curated record. NCBI's taxonomy places the organism in Eukaryota, Fungi, Ascomycota, Sordariomycetes, Hypocreales, Hypocreaceae.